AUGACGGAAACUCGCUUUGCCCAGUUCAAAUUGGUUCUCCUCGGCGAAUCCGCUGUUGGAAAAUCGUCCAUUGUCCACAGAUUUGUCAAAAACACUUUUGACGACAUGAGAGAAUCCACCAUAGGCGCCGCCUUCUUGACCCAAACCAUAACGUUGCCUGAAGUCAACACCACCGUUAAAUUCGAGAUCUGGGACACUGCAGGCCAAGAACGAUACAAGAGUCUUGCGCCCAUGUACUACCGAAAUGCUAACGCUGCGUUAUGUGUCUACGACAUAACCAGUCAAUCUUCCUUCCAGAAGGCGCAGGACUGGAUCAAGGAAUUGAAGAAACAAGCGCCCGAGGGCAUUGUGGUUGCAUUAGUCGGUAACAAAGCCGAUCUCUCUGAGCAGAGAGAAGUGGACGAGGCCGAAGUGGAGCAGUAUCUUGAGCUGUUAGCGCAGGAAGCAGAACAGGACGGCUCGAAGGCUGUGAUCCAUAAAGAGUGUUCGGCCAAAUCAGGAGAGGGUGUGUUGGACAUUUUCAAUUCUAUUGCACGUGCUUUGCCUGUGGAGCAGGCGGGAAAUAGAAGAGGUGGACACGGAGCGAAGAAGGUGGAAUUGGACAGAAAGCUGCAGCCACACCAGCAACAGAGUUGUUGUUGA
Molecule: messenger RNA, 642 nt
Organism: Sungouiella intermedia
Lineage: Eukaryota; Fungi; Ascomycota; Pichiomycetes; Serinales; Metschnikowiaceae
Source: the annotation of a GenBank genome assembly